Messenger RNA from Paramuricea clavata, 2524 nucleotides. The record is from the annotation of a GenBank genome assembly. Lineage: Eukaryota; Metazoa; Cnidaria; Anthozoa; Malacalcyonacea; Plexauridae.
GUCAAACAACUCGUGAGAGUCCUGAGCUAACAAGACAAAGUAUUUCUGAACCUAGUGAUCUCGCUGAGUUAACAAGAGAGAACAUUUCUCAUCCAAGUGAUUUUGGAGCAAGAGCUGACAGUAAGAUGAAUGAAAGUUAAAACCCGUGCCAAGAACCUCACCACCGUGUUUAGACACAAACUCAGAAACUAUUCAAGCAGUUUUUAAAUUCGUUCCAUUAACAAAAGUCUCCAGGAUGUAUGCCAAAUCUGGUGUAUAACCUUUACUAUGUACAGGUUUUAAACCGAGAACGCGAGAUAUACUGUAAGUCAUACAGUAUAUUGACUCGAAGGCAAAUACAUGACUUAUACUGUAUUUACUAGUUGACUAGUUGAGGAGAUUUUCGAACACGGUUUCAUCAAUUUCAAAGACGUUCGAUUAGGAUUUUUCGGGUUUUGUCGACAAGUGUAAUCUACUUAUUCACGGGUUAUAUGUUUAUAACCUUAUGCAUCCCGCAACACAUUAAAGAGAACCGACUCAACUAAUAAAUAAUUGUAGUUAACACUUUGCCUAGUUCAUCCCCAAAGAACUUCGCAAAAUCACCCUCAACAUACAAAUUUUAGUUCAUUAUUAUUAUUCAUAGAGUUACGAGGUUGAUCCGAUUUCAUUAUCCCAGGGCUUCUGAUUGCCCAGGGCUUUUGAUUGCCCAGGGCUUCUGAUAGCCAUAAGCGCAGACGCUCUAGGUGCAAGGUUGGGGUAACACCUUCCCCUCUGUUUACUACCUGGAUACCCAGGCUCGAAAUAACGUUUCGUGUAUAUAUAUAUAUGGUUGCGCCAGCUCAGUUCUAAUAGACAAUUCCCAUUAUAAACUGAUUUUAAAACUAGGCAAGGAAAUGCAAAUAAAUCACCACAGCUAGAAAGAGCAUACUAAAAUGAGUAACAUUGCAAAGUUUGGUUGCGAAAUGUUGUAAAAUGCGGAAAAUAUAACCUUGCAAAUUUUGUAUACUUUUGUAUUGCAUGCGGGGAUUGCUACGAUUUUCGGCCGAAAUGUGGUAGCAAUUUCCGCACGCAAUACAAAAGUAUACAAAAUUUGCAAACUUUGCAAGGCUAUAUUUUCCGCAUUUUAUAACAUUUCGCAUUUACUCAUUUUAGUGUGCUCUUUCUAGCUGUUGUAAUUUAUUUGCAUCUGCUUGCCAAGUGUUAAAAUUAGCCUAUAAUGGGAAUUGUUUAUUCUCAAUUUCCAAUGCUCCUCAAGGAUAGAGAGAGAUCUUUAACUGACUAAGGUGAUUUAAUUAAUAAUUAUUGGAUGAGGUUUUUCUGAUAUGCGGAAUUAUCAAGGUCGAGGUAAGCGGAAUUAUCAAGGCCGAGACCUUGAUAAUUUUGCAUAUCGCAAAAACCGAAUUCAAUAAUUGUUUUAUUAUACAUUCGAAGAAUAAUAAACAUAGUAUUAACGCGUGAAAAACUUUAUUUAUGAAAACCUAUCCAUAUUCAUAUUUUUUCUACGUUUGUUCAAAAUUUUGCUUUGCUAGGCUUUGUUUAUGUUAAAUAGAUACCGCUUGCUAAUCAUCGCAGGCUCAUUUGCAGAUAACUCAGUUAUCUGCUAGCAGAUAACUGAAUUUUGUGUAGGUUGCGUGAUUGCGGGAUUUAACUGUAAGCUCUUAGCCAAUCAAAUUGCUUUUACCAUUUUCAAUGUAUAAUAAUACCAGUUAUUUGAAUUAUAUUUAUUUUUCACUUAAUUAAAGAAACCAUUCGUUUCUUCCUCUUAAGGCCUAAUUCCACGACAAGCAAAAUGCGAAAAAUUUCGAGCGAAAACACACUUGUGCGAAAAUUUUCUCUCGUAGCGAUUUCCACACUUGGAGAAAAAAUUCGCCAAAACAUAAGCAUUUGAUUGGUUUCGCUAUUUUGUCAUCCAAAAGACAAGCAUUUGAUUGGUUUCGCUAUUUCCAUUUCGCAACGGAGUAGAAACGAAUUCAACUACUCGGCGAAGAGAAAUAUUUCGCCGAGAAACAUUCCAAAACAAUGUUGCGCAUGCGUUCAACCUUUUCGCGCGAAAUUUUUCGCAUUUCGCUCGUCGUGGAAUUAGGCCUUUACUUAGAUCAUUCACAAGAAAUUGCAAGUACUACCGAGUUUUGUCCGGUUUCGCCCGAUCUGAAGACAAUCUCGCCCGAUCUGGUCACGACUAUAUCCGAACCGACCGUUCCCACACUUUCCCUAUCGGUCCCAGUCCCUUCUGAAGAAAACACAGACGAGCAGGGAUUUAGCCUUCUGAAAGAUGUUUUGGAUGUUGAUAAGAUUGCAACGCUACCGGCGCCUUCUGCGAGAUGUAUUUUUACAAAUGUUCGCGAAAGGUUUCAGACCGCAAGGGCGAGCUCGCCCGAUGAUGAAAUUGAUCCUUUUGAGUUUCAAGACGAGGCUUAUACGCCAUCAUUAAGUAAGCGCAAACGAAAGUCGCGAUAUGAAGAGAGGUCUGGUGCCAAGAAAAGUAAGAGCCAAGAUACUGGCGGGAUAAAUAGGAGUAAUGAUGGUCAAGUGUGGGAAAAUUAUG